GUGUGGGGUGUAUAGCACGGCUAUCGAGGAGGAAGCCCAACGCGGAAAAUGAACGGUUCACUCGCAGGUUGCUGCUGAAAGGUUGAAGCUACAGUUUUUAAGCCUGCAAUAAUGGGUAGAACUUACUUUGUGGAGGAGGCUGUUGGGAAAUAUCUCUCAGACCUCAGUGCAAAACAAAAGCCUUAUGUCACAGGCCUGCUAAUAGGACAGUGUUCCUCUCAAAGAGACUAUGUGAUUCGGGCGGUUCGAACCCCUCCAAAGGAAGAGCAAAACGAAAGCACCAUAAUUCCUUCCAAGCUGACGUCCAUUGAUGAAGAGUGGGUAACUGCCCAUGCCAGCCAGGUUUCCAGAAUGCUUCCUGGGGGCUUGUUAGUUCUUGGUGUCUUUAUUAUUGCAGCUCCAGAACUGGCAAAAGACAGUCAAAACGUUUUGCGCAAGCUCAUCUUUUCAGUGGAAAAGUCUGUAAUGAGAAGGCGCCUUUGGAAAGCUGGUGAGGAUGAUAUCUCAGACAGAGCAGCUCUUCAAGUUUGUUCUACUACAAAGAAAAUAGUUUGUCGGACUUAUGAUGUACAAGAUCCAAAGAGUUCAGCUAAACCAGCAGAUUGGAAAUACCAGAGUGCUCUGUCUGCUUGCUGGCUAGCUUUGGAUUGCACAGUGAACGUUAAUAUUCACAUUCCACUUCUUGCUACUUCACCUAACCAUGACUUGGAGAAGAAUACUAAGAAUGGAUUAAAUCGGUGGUCAAAACAGAUAGAGGACAGUGUGUUUCUGAUCAAUGGACAAGUCAAAGAUAAUGAUACAGAACUACUAGAAGGUCUGAAAAAGUUAAGAGGAAGUACUCAGUCCAGCACUCAGUUUUCUGAUGUCAAAGUUCUUACACAAUUGUCCCAGGGUUCAAGCCGUAGGUCAACAGCUACGGUCCAGGUCUGCAGUGGUUCCAUAAAUCUCAAAGGUGCUGUGAAAUGCAGAGCCUACAUCCAUAACAACAAGCCAAAAGUUAAAGAGGCUAUUCAGGCUUUGAAAAGAGACAUAAUAAAUACCCUGAGUGAUCGUUGUGAGAUAUUGUUUGAAGAUCUCAUUAUAAAUGAAGGACUUGACAAAAAAAAUUUUCAGAGGGAAUAUCGUGUUUUACCUCAGAGACUAUUUGUCCCUGUUGCUGGAUCCAGUGUGAUGCUCAGCGAUUAUAAGUUUCGUGAUGAGGCCACUGGAGAAAUUCAAGAACAUUUUGUUGAGAUGUUGGACCAAGCUGUACAAGCUGAAGAUAUCCAUAUAGCAGAGGAAGCUAGCACAGUUGAUAUUUGUCCAGCUACUGACAACACAGAUGACACACAACAAAAACAAUUGACAAAAACAACACUGCUGUUGAAACUUCAACAAAAUAUGGGUGUGGUAAUAGCAGCUGCAGUUGCAGUCUUUGCAUCAAUCUUCUCUUUUAACUACUUCAGUGACUAAACUCAAGCAAAAGGAGCCUCAUGGAAACAUUGACCGGUAAUCACGCUUAUACAAGGUGGACGCAUCUGGGUUUGAUGUCCUAGUAAUUAAGAAUUGAUGCCUAAAUAUCACCAGUUAGGUGUGCAAUAUAAAUUAUAAUGAUACAUCCAGUUAUCUUGUUCCAGCAUGCAGUUAUGAUAGGUGAAUCAAGUUUACAAGAAGUUAACUCUCCUUAUUUGUGCAAAUGAUGGUAAAAUAGUAUCAUAUUCCAAUAAAGUCCCUUAUAUCAAGAUAGAACUUACACUUUCUUCCUCACACAGUAAAAUAAUGUAAUACUCCUGUUUUUCACAGUACAGUGUGAAAGAUAGUAGUAGUGGAGUUACUUAGUGUGGCAGUUCUUGCUUCAGGGAUUUAUUUGCUGGAUUGUUAAUUUAGCUAGCAGGAAUCUCUUCUCAUUGAAGUUCAUUGGGAGAAAAUGGACCUCAAAUUGCUUAAGCAAAUAUUGGUUAACUGGCAUAAUAAGUACACAGAUUUCUAGCAGUUUUAGUUUUCUCUUAAACUAGUUCAAACUGUAAAAACUUUUGUUUAAGACCUGCAGAACCCGGAAGUUGGUGAUAUGUUAACUUUACUCAGAUGAACUUCUGAUAAGAAUUUCUCUGUUCACCUCCUGGUUCAAUCAUCAUCUUUCUCUUAAGAUAUCCAGUAUUUGAGCAACAGCUAUACAAAGGCAGUUCCAAUAGAUUAUUUAGCAUUAUUGCAAGUCUUCGAAACUGUUAAGCAGAAUAUUUAGAAUAUAAACAACAUAUCCAGGAGAAUAUCUCAUAAUGGAAACAGAUGUUAAGAGGUAACAUUGUUGUCCCCUUGCAAGGAAGAGUGAGGAAGGUGAGAAGUGUUCUGCUAAGUUAACAAAGAUUUUCAUGUAUGAAAUGAGCUGUUUGGAUCUGAAUUAUAGUAGAAUAUAAUUCUAAAUUCUAGGAUUCAUAUUUUUGGUGUAAGUGCACUGGAACACUCAAAUACAAACCCUUAAAUUCUACAGCAUAAUCACUUAUGUAUUGGAAUGCUUCUAAUAAAAGA
Messenger RNA from Nothoprocta perdicaria, 2505 nucleotides. RefSeq names its product odr-4 GPCR localization factor homolog (gene ODR4). Gene Ontology annotation, cellular component: endomembrane system. NCBI's taxonomy places the organism in Eukaryota, Metazoa, Chordata, Aves, Tinamiformes, Tinamidae. Bases 112 to 1452 code for a protein of 446 amino acids. The transcript is spliced from 14 exons. Gene Ontology annotation, biological process: intracellular protein localization. The record is from RefSeq and is a predicted model, not a curated record.